Aspergillus calidoustus is the source of this 8115-nucleotide messenger RNA. The record is from the annotation of a GenBank genome assembly. Lineage: Eukaryota; Fungi; Ascomycota; Eurotiomycetes; Eurotiales; Aspergillaceae.
AUAGCACCGAUCUGGAAGCAGCCAUCGUUUCCCACUCCACGGAAAUCCACGCUCCCAGGACCCUGGCUUCAGUACCGGACGACCCCUGCCGAGACACGUAUCCUUGCAAAAUGCGAAGUCAAUCACUUGCACGGAUACUCGCUGCACAGAAUAGCAACUACCGUCUACUGAACCUUGAAGCUUCUCCGCAGCAGGAUUACGCCGAUGUUUGCCACGACCCAACUCCACUAACUUAAGACCUUCUCAGCCGCCGGAGUCGCUUACCACCUCGUCUCCUCUUCGAUCGUGACGCCGAAUAGUCGAGAUGGCUUCCCAGCGGUCUCAAGGGACCUCGAGUCCGUCAGCGUCCUCGAUAUUCCUCCCACUCGGUCGACGAAGUUCCCGCGCAUCUCUAUCAACACAGGCAGAACGCGAUAGUCUCAACGCUGCUCUUGACCAAAUACAUACCGCUGCCUAUCAGUCAGAUGCCCUCACCGUUUUCAACGAGUUCGCUAGCCCUCCGGCCCCAGCAUCCGCGGUGGACGACAAGAGCAUGACCGGUGAGCUCCAAGGUGGCCUAAGUGGUCUAUAUAGUAGGCUACGGACCUCCGUGGGCGGAAUGCGGGAUAUGGUGAGCGGCGUUGGGAGGUCAGCGGAGGAUUCAUCCUCAAAGCGUCCGCCGUCGGAACGCCCGUCCACAAAGCGUACCCCAGACGCCAUGUCCGUCGAGUCUCACCAAUAUCUGGGAUCUCCUCUAGGUUCGACGUUGAACUCACCGACCUCCGUCACCCACCCGUCUCUCCAUGACGCCUCGAACGCUCCUAGUAUGGCGAAAUCGUCAAAAGUCUCUUCAAAGGCCGGGAGUAUAUCCUCCAAGGCCUCUGUACCGCCCUCGGCGACAAUCAAGCCUUCCGGUGCCUCGCUGCCAAAACCUCAUGGGAGCUCCGGAGCUGUGGAUCCCACUGUCACAGAAUUACAUGUCAAUGCGAUCAAGGAGACGGCCCGGGCUAUGUGUGAUGCCUCCGCUAACCCUUCCUUGCAUGACCCGCAAGCCAUGGAAUCGAGUGGUGCUGAGAAUGAUGAGUACCCCCGCGCCGCCUCUUUAAGCUCUUCAGGUUGGAGUCAACAACGGACACACUCCCCUGUUCUGCAAGCAAAAGGCCACAACAAUUCAUUCGACCACUCAUCGAAUGCAGAGUCUGGUAGCACACAUAGUGGUGGCCGAAUCCGCGACAGCUCCAGGAAGCCAGAUGCACGUGCAGGCCGUGAUGCAGACAGCGGGUUUCAACCUUCGCUAAGGAAAGCUAAACCCUCGAUCGACAACGGGCGGGAUGGCAAUUUUCCGUUCAUAGAGAAAACAGAGAGGACUAGAUCCAACUCUUCAAUUGCCGUACAACCCGACGUCUCUAACAAUACAGGCUCUGGGGCUGAUAGUGUCAAUCAAUUCACUAGUGGAGAAGACAGCGGUUAUGCUGAGGGACGUACGCCUUCGACAAUCGCAACUUCAAUGUCAUUUCUUGACGGGGAAGCCCCGCCGAAGGAGCCGUCGGAGCCUCGUCCUCACGGCGACACUAAAGAGAGGCCGAGUAUUUCUCGCACUGGCCGUUUACCAGGUUACCCAACGUCGCAAGUAUCGUCAGUCAACACUGCCAUGGGCUCCCCGGCCGUCAUAACACCUCUCGACACUAGUUUCAGCAGGAAACCUUCUAACGAGGGUAAAAGUCAGCGCUCGAACCCCGGCGAAGGCGUCGUAACACACCUCAGAAGCAGAUUGCUCAGUAAAGAUUUCUGGAUGAAGGAUGAAGGUGCCAGAGACUGCUUCCAUUGUGGGGAGCCUUUCUCGACGUUUCGUCGGAAACAUCACUGUCGCACCUGUGGCCAAAUAUUUGAUUCAAAGUGCACUAUUCUCAUACCGGGCGAAAAGUUUGGGCAGCCAGGAACGAUACGCGUAUGCAAGCCUUGUGAGGCUAUGAUCAAUGGGCAUGACGAUGAUUCUUCCGAUUACUCAGACAGCGAACAGCAAAGUCCAAUAAUAUUCAAUCCUCGGGUCUCUGAAUUGAGCGCCGGGAACUUUUCUCGCCUUGGUGCUGACGAUGACGAUGCAGCAUCCAUUAUCUCACAGUCCAUGGACCAUGUAAUGAAGACACCUACAAUGGCAAUUCCAGCAACGAGGCGUGCUGGAGAAGGGCAUAACCGUCGCUCAGCCGUCCUCGAAAUCAGCCCCGAUAGGCCGUUGGCGAGGCCCACAUCCUCAAGAUCUCUGAAAUCUACUUUGAGUGGGCGUACUCAUUCUAUGGGCCAUAAACGUCAUCAUUCCCGCCAGCAAGUUGUUCGCAAUUUCAAGUCUUAUCACGAUGAGCGAGCUCCUUUUCAACGCCGUCAUGCGGACGAUGCGCCAUUUGAAACACGGCUCCCUGCAUUUCAUAAAGACAACAUCAUAGACCCGGACCUCGCUCAAUACUUAUCCGAUGAUGCAUCUAGCGGCGACGAGCAGCCAAGCUUACUGGCAGCGGUGUCAGAAGGCACGCUCUCCAAAAGCGGCGGGGACAAUGAAAGGACCACUUUCGGAGGCCUUCUGGCUGCCAUGAAAAAAGGACGAUCUGCGUUCGGAGACCGAAGCACAAUCGGCUUCGGUCAACCUGUUCGUGAAUUAGACGACAGUAGCUUGAACAGUCUACGAGCUAUUAAUCCUCCCAGAUCUUCUCGCCGUCGUAACCUUAGCGUUGCGAGCAGCAUUCACCGACACUCUCCCCGGACAUCCAAGGAGGGCAUCUUCAAUCCUUAUGACCCCCAUAAUUCCGGCCCUCUACUACCCGCAGCUGUGGCCUCAAGUGGCUUCAAGAUGACCAGGAGUUCAUCUAUGAGGGGAGCGGGAGCCCCGCCCAUUGAAAUGAACAAAGCAAGCUUACAACAUGUUCGAAAACUCCUCCGGCAACUCCUCGAGGAUUCCUCGGUGCCCAACCCCCAGAGCUGGGAGACAGCGUUGCUUCCGAUAUUGCUCAAAGCGGCCGACGAAGUGGACCCCCAGGUUCAGAGCGGCGACGAUAUGGAUAUUCGUCACUAUAUAAAGCUGAAAAAGAUCCCUGGCGGGCGGCCUGGUGACACAUCCUAUGUUCCGGGCUUAGUGUUCAGCAAGAAUGUCGCUCUGAAAAGCAUGCCUCGGAGCAUUGUUCAACCUAAGAUUCUCAUCAUCGCGUUCGCUCUCGAAUAUGCUCGCCAUCAGCAACAAUUUAUGAGCUUGGAGCUUGUGAUUCGCCAGGAGCGGGAGUUCCUAGAAAACUUGGUCAGUCGAAUAUCUGCUUUACGACCAAACUUGCUGCUUGUUGAGAAGAAUGUGUCCGGGUUGGCCCUGGAAUUGCUGGACCGCGCCGGUAUCGCCACAGUGUACAACGUCAAAUCUUCUGUCUUGGAGGCAGUUUCUCGAUGUACACAAACGCCGAUAAUCACCUCUAUGGAUAAGCUGGUGACAACUCCGGUAAACAGCGAAUGUGAUAGUUUCGACGUCAAAACAUAUGUUUACAAAGGGCAAAGGAAGACUUACAUUUAUCUCUCUGGCUGUCGCAAGGAGCUCGGAUGCACAAUUGUCCUACGUGGAGGCAAUCACGAUGUCCUUUCCAGAGUCAAGAGGAUUGCUGAGUUCAUGACUUAUGUUGUUUACAACCUUAGGCUGGAGACCUGUGUGAUGCGAGACGAAUUUGCUCAAAUCCCAACGUCACCCACAUUGGGGGUUGAGAAGCGACUAGAGGAUGCGGCACAUCAGAGACCAGCUUCUUCACUAGCUACUGUGCACGAUGGCUCUAGUGCUCAGUCGAUGAACCCCGAGAAUGAGCUGGACAGCAAGAAAAGGGAUACCUCGCCCCAAGAUAACGUCAUGGCAAUUGAGGCUACCGAGGUUCCUGACGACGUCCCCAUGCCAACUUAUUAUGAGGACAUAGUUCGAGAUUUUGAGACAAAAAUUCUCUCCGCCUCGCCCUUCGUCAAGUUUGAACCUCCCCACCUUUUGAUGCGGGCCAGAGAGAUGGAACGGAGAUUGGCCUACCUCAAGCGUCUACGGGACCAGAACCUUUCCGAGUCCCAGGCGUCUGAGGAGAAGAUGAAGAACCUUAAAUUCAGUCUCAUCACUCCGGAGAUGGUCCAUGAGGCUCCAAAAGAUGCAUCGCCCAAAGUCAAAGAAGUCCUGCAAGCCGUCCACGACGCUGAGUAUGACCGAGCUUUGCACCACUAUCUAACCCAAAAACGUCAGUGGGAAGCAUACAUAAACGGUACGGUAGGCCUAUUCGAUCCAUGGGCGCACCAGAAUAUUGCCGUUCUCUUCAGCCUGGUUUGCACGACAACAUCUAUUCCAUGCUCUGGCCCAGAUGUCCUUACCUUGGAGUUCUACAACGAGCACGGUGAUGAUAUCAACUAUGAGCCUGAUUGUACAGUGGGUCAGUAUGUGGAAGAUAUAUGCUUGCAUGCAAAUGCAAUCUGCACUGCGAACGGGUGUGAAAAACGCAUGUUUGAGCAUCACCGUCAGUACGUUCAUGGCGAGGCUCAGAUCAGCAUCUUUACCCAACCCUACCCUUCAAAGCUCAGAGGUUACCAGGAUACAAUCCUGAUGUGGAGCUGUUGCAAGAUCUGCGGGAAUGAGACUCAAGUCUUGCCCAUGUCUGACAAUACCUGGAAAUAUUCUUUCGGAAAGUACUUGGAGCUCUCCUUUUGGAGCAAGAACUUGCGUGCUCGUGCUGGAGUUUGUCCACAUGACCUGCAACGUGACCAUCUUCGGUAUUUUGGCUUUAAGGAUGUUGCUAUUCGAAUCCAGUACGACCCCAUCAAUCUGCUCGAGAUAAUUGUCCCAAGAACACGGGUGACAUGGAAAGUCGAUAAUGACUUGAGACUCAAGAACGAAGUGUAUCAAAAAAUUGAGCACCGCAUCACCAAGUUCAUGCUCUCUGUCAAGGCGCGGCUCAAAACGAUCAAUGUCGAAAGCGUUCUCCCUAACAUUAUCGACGACUGCAAGAAAGAAAUUGAGAACUUGACCAGGAAAGUUAAUGAGGAUCAUGCUUUAUUGAUAAAGCAGCUGCAGGAGAGGUACAUGAAUUCCCGAUAUUGGGAGGUCAUCCCCCUGAAUGAGGUUAUGAGGUCCGUCCAAGAAAAGGUUGUGGAGUGGGAUUCUGCUUUCGCUGAGUUUGAAAAGAAUUUCUUCCCGUCAGAGAAGGACAUUAGGCGACUUGCGACCCUGCAGCUGAAAAAGAUUUUCUUGGAUAGAGAUGCUUCGGUCACAUCUCUUACCUCCAGCGACGAUCAACCAACCACCCCAACUGAAGCUGAGUGCGAACAUGCUCAGAGUCCUGAAGCCCCUCGGCCAGUUCGUCGAAUGACGCUCUCUCCUGAAAAAGCGCAGGAUGUUCUUGUCUCAGUUGUUGAAGAGCACUCUGGAGAACGGGGAAACACCAUGCCAACGGACCAAACCAGUACAGAUGGGAAUCGCUCCGCUGCGCCAUCACCUACCCAUGGGCAGCGGCUGACGUCUGCAUCGCAGGGAUCCCUCACCGAGUCUGCUGAACCCGUAGACAAAAAGCAGGACCGUAGCUCAACUCCCCAAACGGAUCAAGGCGAUAUGGAAAGAGCGGAGACCCUAUCGACGAACAUCGAAUGCCGUCCAGAGUCCGUUUCACCCGAUGACAAGCCUGACAUCACGUCGACUGAGACGAGCCACGAUACGGCCACAGCGGAUGCGAGUAGCAGGAAUCCUGAUGAAGUUGACAAGUCAACUCCUCAUACCCCCACCGCGUCAACUCACAAUUUCUCAUCGAUCCCAAGGCCUUCAGAGGGGUCAUACCGCCGUACUGGAAAGUCUACUUCGCCACCUCUUCUCCGCGCGAGGUCGCAGCCUGUUCAGUCCCUUAAGGACUUGGGACACGAGCCACCUUCCUUUAAAGGGACUAAAGUUGGCUCAGGAAAGCUACAACGAUCCAGUGGCACCGUCAGUCCUCCCUUGGAACUCAAAACCAAGCACCACGACAAAAAGCUCUCGGAGAGGUUCGGCCUCUCAGCCUUCCGGAACAGCCGGCUGACGCCUGGUCCAUCCCUGAUACCUCGCUCUAUACCGACGAAGAAGAACCGCGUAUCGUCUCUGGCGAAACACUUUGAGCAAUUGAGCCGCGAAUUUGAGAAGGAGCGUCAACGUGAACGCCAGCAACGAGCGGCCAAAGGUAUACAUUCGCGUGCGUAUCCGCUUGCUUCUUCAAAACCAAUCGUCGAAGUGUACAAAAAUGUCCGGGAGGCAGUUGAGGAGCGGGAACCUUCUGGGGAAGCAGAUGACCUUCUUUCACCGCCGCCACGUCCCAGCAAAGAAAGUAGUGGCCUUGCAAUGAGCCCCGACACUGAGGAACAAAGCAAUUCUCUGAAGCCCGAACCUUUCCCUUCUGAUAUGGAAGAACACGAUCAGCCUGCUAGCAACAGUUUGUCGGACGUGGAGGUAGAAGAAGGUCAUAGCGACGAAGAACGCACUUCGACCGACGACCCUCAACUGAUUGACCCUAACGACGACUUGUCUAAAAUGUCACCGGAUGACGAAUCGAUGGAUCUCAAGGAGCUACCAAAACACGAGCGAAGCAAUCUCCUGAAGCUGUUGACAAACUUUUGGUCGGAGCGCUCGGCCAGUGGUUGGGCGCCUCUUGACUAUCCACUCACAAUGUCCGAUCAUGUCUUCGCGGACUGCGAUAUCAUUGUGCGUGAGGAUGAGCCGAGCUCAUUGAUAGCUUUUGCGCUAGAUUCGAAUGAUUACAAGGAGAAGCUGGCAAGCAUACAAAGACACCAUGGGGAAGCCAACGAACAGUCACCGGAUGUCCAGGAUGGCAAUGAAGCAUCCCGAGUACAGCACUCCCUUCUCCGAUCUACUGGUACGCAUUUGAAAUACCAGUUUCAGGAAGGUCAAGCGAAAAUGCUGUGCAAGGUGUUCUACGCCGAGCAAUUCGACGCUUUGCAGAAGCAAUGUGGCGUUGCAGAUCGAAUCGUUGAGUCGUUAUCUCGUUGCGCCAAGUGGGAUUCCAAGGGAGGAAAAACAAAUUCUCUCUUCCUGAAAACUUUAGAUGAUCGCUUUAUUCUCAAAUCAUUGUCGCCCAUCGAGACGCAAGCUUUCCUCAAAUUUGCACCUGCUUACUUCCAGAUCAUGUCCGAAGUAUUGUUCCACGAGCUGCCGUCUGCAAUCGCGAAGAUGUUUGGUUUCUACCAGGUUAUCAUAAAAAACCCUGCGACUAACACGGAGUUCAACUGGUAUCUGCUUCUGAUGGAGAACCUCUUCUACGACCGUGUCCCUACACGCAUCUUUGAUCUCAAGGGAUCAAUGAGGAAUCGCAAGGUCCAAAGCACCGGUGAACGCAACGAAGUCCUCUUGGACGAGAACAUGGUGGAAUUUAUUUAUGAAACCCCCUUGUUUACAAGGGAACACUCAAAGAAGCUUCUCAGCCAAAGUGUUUGGAACGACACUCUUUUCCUUGCACGCCAGAACGUGAUGGACUAUUCACUCAUGAUUGCCAUCGACGAGGCCCGCUCAGAAUUGGUGGUCGGCGUCAUUGACUGCAUACGAACAUAUACCUGGGACAAGAAGCUCGAGUCUUGGAUCAAAGACCGUGGAUUCGCAGGCGGCGGUAAGAACCGGCCUACAGUUACCAGUCCGAAAGAAUACAAGAGUCGUUUCAGGGAGGCAAUGGCCCGAUAUGUGCUUCAAGCUCCAAGUUGCUGGCAUCAGGUUCAACCGUCGCGAAUGCAGCGAUAUGCGCCAGUGGAUGUCCAUGGGCACUACAACCACCACCACCACCCGCUGAUGGAUGUAGAUACCGCUGACGGGGCGGCUGAAAACGAAUACUAGAUGUACGAUGUUCUGUGUAUGAGAAAAACGCUUGAUGAAGAUACGAGUUUACGAUGACGAUGCAUUGAUGCAUACAAUUGCUAAGCGGGCGGGAAGACAUUCAUUUUGGCUGCCAUUUCUAUGUACAACUUUUACGGCGUUUACACCCCGUUUCCAUAAAUUUGAUGACACGGACACAGACCUACUACUAGCCUUACUACAUACAUAGAUAGUGUUCGGCAUCUGCAUAGUCUGCACUAGUAAUGAAGAGAAAUAUCGCCUCGAUGUUGUCUACUCCGUUUGCC